Molecule: messenger RNA, 2282 nt
Organism: Linum tenue
Lineage: Eukaryota; Viridiplantae; Streptophyta; Magnoliopsida; Malpighiales; Linaceae
Source: the annotation of a GenBank genome assembly
GGCCAAAUCGAUCCAACACCAGGGAGCUGGUGGAGUGGAACAAUGAGAAUAGUAGGAUUGACGGGAGGAAUCUCGUCCGGGAAGAGCACCGUCUCCAAUCUUUUCAAGUCCCAUGGUAUUCCGGUCGUCGACGCCGACGUCGUUGCUCGGGAUGUUCUGAAGAAGGGAACAGGAGGCUAUAGAAGAGUUGUUGAUGCAUUUGGGGAAGAUAUUUUGCUACCCAAUGGAGAAGUUGAUAGGGCUAAGCUUGGCCAGAUUGUUUUCUCUGACCCUGGAAAGCGCCAGCUUCUUAACAGGUUAAUGGCUCCCUACAUAUCCUCUGGGAUCUUUUAUGAAGUUCUGAAGCUAUGGCUAAAAGGUAACAAGGUCAUUGUUCUCGAUGUUCCUCUAUUAUUUGAGGCCAAGAUGGAUAGGUGGACAAAGCCGACUGUUGUUGUAUGGGUGGAUCCAGAGACACAGUUACAGCGGCUUAUGGCGAGAGAUGGCAGUAAUGAGGAGGAUGCUCGAAAUAGGAUUAAUGCUCAAAUGUCCCUUGAUCAGAAACGGUCGAGGGCCGACAUUGUGAUCGACAACACUGGGUCAUUAGAGGAUUUAGAAGAAAAUUUCAGGAUUGUUUUAGUUCAAGUCACGAGGCCAUUGUCGUGGACCGAGUUUUGGCUUUCGAGACAGGGAGCUCUGGUGUCUCUGCUUUCCAUUGUUAUUGGAGUAGUCGGUGGCAAAAAUCUCUACAAGGCAUCAUUAUAAAGAAACCUCAUAGUUCACCCGGAUACUUGCAAAAGAAACCGGUCUUGCCAGAGAUAGUAAAAGCUGGUGACCCAGUGUUACACGAACCAGCUCGUGAAGUUGAGCCAGGGGAAAUCGGUUCGGAAAGGAUACAGAAGAUCAUUGAUGACAUGGUUAAGGUUAUGAGGGUAGCUCCAGGAGUUGGGCUGGCUGCUCCGCAGAUUGGAAUCCCGCUGAGGAUAAUAGUAUUGGAAGAUACACAAGAAUACAUUAGCUAUGCACCAGAAGAAGAGAUUAAAGCACAGGAUAGGCGACCUUUUGACCUUCUGGUAUGUGGUGCAAGUUCAAAAGGUUCUGUUGUAUGUGCUAAACAGUUAAAUUCAUGUCAUAUGAUUUUUUUUCCCCACAGUUCACAAUGGCUUAGUUGUUUUGAGGCAGGUGAUCCUGAACCCUAAGCUCAAAAAGAAGACCAACAAGACUGCACUGUUUUUCGAAGGUUGUUUAAGUGUUGAUGGAUUCAGAGCAGUGGUGGAGCGUAAUCUGGAAGUCGAGGUUGCUGGGUUGAGCCGUGAUGGUGCACCCAUCAAGGUUGAAGCAUCCGGGUGGCAGGCUCGUAUCUUACAACACGAGUGCGAUCAUCUGGAUGGAACUCUCUAUGUGGACAAGAUGAUGCCCAGAACAUUCAGGACCGUCGACAAUCUAGACUUACCCCUUGCAGACGGCUGCCCCAAGCUCGGCGUGCGCAAGUAGGUCCAACCAAUCCCAUCAUCAUUCAUCUGAAAGCGAGCGAAAGGCUUCGAAAGUCUGUUGAGAAACAAAAGUAUGACUACUAGUUCAUUUGCUGCUCUGAUUAUUCUUCGAUUCAGACCAAACAUCCAUCGAUUUCGCUGGUGCAAUGUGUUCUGAUAUCUCUAGUAUUAAUUUACAAUCCUUAAAGCAGCAAAUGUCUGGCUACAGUGAUUUCACAUUUUUCCUUUUACAACUAGUACACACAUAUAUAUACACAAGCCGCAAAAUACAGUCGAAUGCUUUGAUAAGCUGGUUCUGGGUUUCAUCUUUUGAAUGGAGAUCGGGAUCUUUUGUUGGACAUACCGCCGCCGCCGCCUUUAUUCCUGCCAUCCCAAGCUGAAUACCAGAAGAAGAGAGACAUCCAUACAAAUACCGCAAAGAAUAUCUGAGCCCUUUCCUGGAAUCUAGAUAUACCAUCCACUAAACCUCCGAGUGUGAGCGAUUCGUUAUCGGGAGGCGGGUCGGAUUGCGGCGGAAGCUGAGCGAACAGGCGGGAGCGAAGGUGUGUGUAUGGGUUGAGGUUUCUGCAGCCUCCAGUGAAACGAGAAGAAGAAGAAGAAGAAGAAGAAGAAGAAGAAUUAAUCGCUAAAAUAGGAAGAUGAUGAUGUGAGGACGAGAAUAGAAUUUGGGUAUGAAAUUCCGGAAUCGCUGGCGAACGGCGGAGUGGGCUUGCGCCGCUGCCGGAACAGCUGCCGCUGGUCCAGAAGCAGCGGGCCGCCAUCUCUUUCUUUUCUCUGGUGGAAAUGGGAACAACGAAGCUUUACCUUAAC